AUCACAUUUUCUUUUUCCAAAUAAACGGGGAUGACCACACUUCCAGCUUAUGAUUAAACUGAAUUAAAAGAAAAAAGCUUAUGAUCAAACAGUGAAAAAAAAUGCAGAGCUUAGUUCGCAGGCUCACGGUGGUCACACGCCAUCAUUCCCAACGCCAACCCAAUCUCCCCUUCAAUUCUCACCGUAUCUCUCACACUCAUCUUCAACCUUCCAAUCCAGGGCAUCGCAUUCCCUCUUCCUCCGCCAUUCAUCAUUUUCACUCAUGGCGCUCCCUUUCCACCAUCCUUCGUUCCUCUCUCUCCCAACCAAGGAUCGCCCAACAGUUCGCAUCCGUCUCGCGCAACUAUCUCUCCACUUUAUUCUCCAAAACCCUCCUUGUUCGUAGUUUUCCCAGAGUUCAUUUUUAUAGACAGAACUUCAGUUUCAACCAAAAUUAUAACUCUUACCGGCGUGGUUGGAGGUCAUGGUUUAACAGGCUAACACCAAAUGACGUGGUUCUGGGUUUGAUUGUAUCUAAUGUUGCUGUUUAUUUAUUUUGGAGGAUAGCAAAUGAAAAGUUUAUGCUAAAUAACUUUACUAUCUCCUUGGACAAUAUUAAGAGUGGACGCUUGCACACUUUGAUCACCAAUGCAUUCAGUCACGCAGAUACCUGGCAUUUAAUUUACAACAUGAUUGGACUCUACUUCUUUGGAGGGAAUAUUGUAAGUCAAUUUGGGCCUGAAUUUCUGCUGAAGCUAUAUCUUGCUGGCGCAAUAGGUGGUUCUGUUUUCUAUCUGGUGCAUCAAGCCUACAAGGCUCAAACAGCUAAGGGCUGGGGAGCUAUCAACUCUUCAAGGGAAUUUGCAUUGGGAGCAAGUGGAGCUGUGAAUGCAGUUAUACUGCUGGACAUAUUCCUCAAUCCAAGAGCAACUUUAUACUUGAACUUUUUUAUACCAGUUCCCGCGGCAUUGCUGGGUGUCUUUUUGAUCGGGAAAGAUUUGCUGAAUAUAAUUGAGGGAGACAAUACGAUAUCAGGAUCUGCACAUUUGGGGGGUAUUGCAGUUGCAGCCAUAGCAUGGGCAAGAGUUCGGAAAGGAAGAUUCUAAAUCCACUUUUUGACACCUCCGCAAAACUGAUUUUUAUUUGUUAGUUAUACUAUUCAAUCAGUUAUUGAGGCCAUAACAAACCAUUUGUUAUCAUUUUAAUUAGCAACCAUAUAUAAGGUAAAUUGAUUGGGUUAUGUUGUUAUAAAAAAAAAGUUGUUCUGUCAAAAAUAAGCUAUUAGUUUAGAUUUAGUUAAUAAAGCAUAUGCUUCACAA
This is a messenger RNA of Lathyrus oleraceus (garden pea), 1298 nucleotides long. RefSeq names its product RHOMBOID-like protein 12, mitochondrial. Bases 102 to 1085 code for a protein of 327 amino acids. Gene Ontology annotation, molecular function: serine-type endopeptidase activity. The transcript has 8 exons. NCBI's taxonomy places the organism in Eukaryota, Viridiplantae, Streptophyta, Magnoliopsida, Fabales, Fabaceae. Gene Ontology annotation, cellular component: membrane. The record is from RefSeq and is a predicted model, not a curated record.